This is a messenger RNA of Leptopilina heterotoma, 3005 nucleotides long. RefSeq lists its product as uncharacterized. The record is from RefSeq and is a predicted model, not a curated record. Bases 206 to 2923 code for a protein of 905 amino acids. The transcript has 4 exons. Lineage: Eukaryota; Metazoa; Arthropoda; Insecta; Hymenoptera; Figitidae.
CAGUUUGUAUGCGCGCGCCGAAUGUUUUUACCUGGCUAAUGACUGUUAUAAUUAGCAGUCGAAUAUUUUUGAAAAUAUUGAAAUGUGAUUUAGUGAAAAAAGUUAUCAAGUCACAAAUUAUAAAAUUCAUUUAAUUUUUUGAUGUUGUCAACACAUUAGAACUUUUCUAUAUAAAACAUAAUUCCAAUGAAAUGGUUAACAGAGAAUGGAUGAAGAUGGAUAUAAACGAUAUUUACGUGAAGACACGGGGACAAUACCAAAAUCAACACAACGUUCGAGAGAAAAAAUUUUGGUUGCACGUGCAGAGCACACACGUACUUUGCAAGCUAAUUAUCAAGAAAUAUCAAGCAAUUCUAGUGAAAGUGAGGAGGAGAGCAGUAAUAAUGGUGACUUUUCACAUUUGGAAAAAAAUGAAAGCUAUUUGCAUGCAAUGGAAGAGGAUAUUAAUUUUCCAGAACAAAUGGAAGAGGAAAAUAGCAGCAUUGAACAACGAAUGGAGGAAGAAUCUUCAGACGAAAAUAAAAAUAUUUCUAACGUUUCUGAAGAACGUGAUGAAUUAGAAACAGAAGAUCUGCAAGCUGAUAAUGAAUCAAAAGAUAGUGAAUCUGGUGGUUCCGAAAGUUCAUUUACAGAAGAAAUGGAGAGCGAUAUCUCUGAUUCUGAAGAUGAUGAAAUGUUUUCUGUGUAUAAUAGUGAGAAUGAUUUUAACGACUCGGAAGGAAGUCUUAAUAUAGAUGUCCAGGAAAGAAAUGUGAUUCAUGAUAACUGCGACCUCACAUAUGAAGAAUCUCAUCUAUUAAUUUUGGCACAAGCUCUUCGUAAUAAUUUAUCGGAUGUUGCUUUAGAAAGUUCUAUUAACCUAGUAGAUUGUCACCUACCAUACGCCGUACAUCGCAGCAAGUACAAUUUUUUGAAAUCUUGUCCUGAGCCAAACGUGAUUACAUACUAUUAUUGUCCACAAUGUUCAAUCACUAUUAAUUUUGAAAAUAUAAAUCGAGCAGAAUGCGAUGGAUGCGGAGUACAGCACAAUAAGUCAACUUUAAAAAAAGAUAUGAAUUAUUUUUUUUACUUACCUUUGGAGCCGCAGUUAAAGCGUUUACUUAAUAGCAAGCAUUUUCUAAAUUUUCGAAAAGAGUGCAACGAAAGUGAUGUUAUAAAAGGUAAAGAAUAUCGUCGAUUAGUUGAAAAAAACGUUAUUUCUGAAAAUGAUAUAACUAUUCAAUGGAAUAGUGAUGGAGUAAGUGUCUCUAAAUCUUCGAUCAAAUCUAUUUGGCCAAUUUUGGUUAUGGUCAAUGAAUUGCCUUACCGAUUGCGAAAAAAUAAUAUGCUUCUGUGCGGAUUAUGGUUUGGCACAAAACCGCAAAUGAACCUUUUUCUCCGACCAUUUGUAGAUGAGCUUAUUGAAUUGCAUGAUAAUGGUUUUAAAUCGACGACAUUUGUUUGUAAAGAUCCUGUAGUAAUAAAAGUGCAUACUCUUCUUUCUCCAGUAGAUUCAAGCGCGCGCUCAAAAAUACUAAAUUACAUGCAAUAUAAUGGAGAGUUCGGCUGCCCUUAUUGUCUUAAGAAGGGUGAAAGAAUACCUGUAGGAGCUGGAUAUGCACGUGUUUUUUGCGGAUGUAUUGAAAAAUUGCGAACAUUAGCCCAACACAAUAAAGAUGCUAAAAAAGCAGAUGGGAAGGUGCCAGUUCGAGGUGUAAAAGGGUACUGUGUUGUUAGCCUUAUACCUUUGUUUAACGUUGUUAAAUGUUUUCCACCAGAAUAUCUACAUUCUGUAUUAGAAGGAGUUACCAAAUUAAUUGUAAGCACUCUAUUUAAUUCUGCGAAUUUUAAGGAGGAAUGGUAUUUGGGCAAAAAAAUUAAAGACAUUGAUGAUAAAUUAACUAACACAAAGCCUCCAUCUGAGAUUACAAGAACACCACGUUCCUUAAAUCACCUUGACAAAUGGAAAGGUUCGGAAUGGAAAAGUUUCCUUUUAUAUUACUCAUUGGUAUGUUUUGAGAAUUAUUUACCUGCUAAGUAUUUAAAACAUUGGUUUCUUUUUGUUUAUUCAAUUACAAUUUUUUCCAAACAAGAAAUAAAUGAAAUUGAAUAUACAAAAGCUAGUGAAGCACUCAAAAAAUUUGUUUUGGAAAUAGAGAAUCUGUACGGGAAAGAAUAUAUGAAAUUCAACGUUCAUAUUUUACUGCAUAUUCCACCAGCUGUACGGAGUUUUGGUGCUCUUUGGGCGUGGUCAACAUUCCCUUUUGAACAUUAUAACGGAGUUUUGAAAAAAUUAUUUCAUGGUACUCAGUACAUUCCGGAACAAAUUUGUAAGUUCUAUACAAGACUCUCCUUCAUAAACUCAUCAUCAGACAUUUUUUCUAGAGAAGAUUGUAACAAGAGAGGCAAAAAGUUAUUUCGUUCAUUGAUGAAAGAGUGUGGCGUUAAGAGGUGUAUUCAAUACGAUGAUUUCUUAAGAAUAUUUGGUGCUUCAAAAGAUUUAAGUUUAACUUUAAUUGAAAAAAUCGUUAUUGAAGAAACUCUUCAAGAAACAAUUGAAGUAAAAGCUCAAUCAUUUGAACGUUUUAUUUUUAAACAUGUGUUAUAUCAUUCUUUCAAUAGUCGUAGAGUAAUUAAAAGAAAUAAUGGGACAAUUGAAACAGACGAUGGACGAUUUAUGAUUAUUUCUCACCUUCUCAUAGUAAAACUCGCUCGAAAUGGGGAAAAUAGACAUAUUCUUUUGGGAAACGAAUUACAAAAAGAAAAUAGAAUUUUGUGCUUCAAUGGAAACUUUUCUUCCAAUGACUUUUCGUAUAUUGUAAAAAAAACAAAUAAUAUCAUUUCCUGUUCUCUUUCAUCAAUUAAAAAAAAAUGUGUAAAUGUACAAAUGACCGAAACCAUGAGUAGCAUCGUACCACUUGUAAACCACAUUGAAACCGAUUGAAAUAAAAAUAUAAUUAUACAAGAUUAACGAACGAUAUUGUUAAUGCCAGUCUUAAUUUAAGCUCAGCUUGUGUGAAAAUAAG